AUGCGGCUACAGCAAUCCAAUGAACAUAGUAACGCCAUUCAAUCGACUGAGAAUGAUGAAAUCGAGAAACGAUUAUCUCAACAAGCCUUUCGUCGAAGGCAAAAAGAGUCUCUGAGAGAACUUCGAAAUCAAGCACAAUCAAAGGAUAAGCCUGAAAAUGAGAUAAUUCAUGAGCUGCGAGAAGAGAACAGCAAAUUACGAAAAGAACUUCUUGAUGUUCAGUCCAAAUUAUCUCGAUACAUAUCAUCCAUGGAGGCCCUCACAUGCACAAUUUCUACCGCACUCCAAGGCAGCUCCGACGAGAAAGUUGAAUCUGAGACGGAGCCUGGGGCUAUAGUAGAAUCUUUCAAUUCCCCACAGGAGCAAUCCUCGUUUCCAACUCAAGCCGGUAUUUCGGAUUUGGACCUGGACGCGCUAAAUGACAUGAACGUCUUUAGCUUUGAUAGAAACCAGAACGUGCAUAAUGAGACUAUGACAAUAGAAAAGGCCCCUUCUUUUGAUCCCAGCGCCAAUAUUAGUGUUCUUUCUCCUUCACUAUCGGACAUUUGGUCUUUCGAAUAUCAGAUGGGGUCACAAACUUAUGCUAGCAAUCUUUCUCUUUGUCAAGACUCGAGUAGUAUGCUAGGGAGGUCUUGGACAGUGACAAACUCUCCGUUUUCCGACCACAUCCUGGCUUUACAAAACCUCUUGAAAAGGCAGAUGCAACAUAUAAGACCGCUCGCUGAAGGCUCCACCUAUCUCUUUUACAAUCAAAUAUUGAUGAUACUAUCACUCUUCAACAGCAUAAGUCGGCCGGACGCGAUGGCAUGGUAUGCAAAAACAAGAUUUUACCAUAUCGUCCAUCUAACAGCCUGGCAAAUUUUCCCUAGCACAAAAACAUUUUGCAGGGUACAUCGAAAAUAUAAGCCUACCAGCAUGCAGCUUCAAACUGAAUACCCACACGUGAUUGACUGGAUACCGUUUCCUACGAUUCGCGACCGCCUCAUCCGAUUCCAUGCUGCAAAUCCUCGCAUUGAUGAGAUAUUCUGCGACACAGUCAGCAGUUACGUGGUCGAGGCUUCUAUGGAUGAUCUUGUUAUGGAUGCUCCAGCAGCCAAAUGUUACGUUCGCGUUACGGAUGUUAUCGCAAAUCUCGCAUCCACUACGCCAAGCAAUGACUUAACUAUGGCCGUACUGCCUGCUCUUGAUGUGGCUACACUAUUUUCUACUCCUGCAUAUUGCCAAGCAGUAUUCACAAAACUCAAGAUGGACGCAGGUACUUUGCAGUACAAAAUGGACCCUGCAUUCUUCGGCAAAUACCCAGAGCUUUUCGAUUCGGACGCGACCGAUAUAUCAGCAGAGGGAAUUCCUCUUAUCCCGGCAAAGCAAAACGUUUUGAGCUACCCCCGUCCGCUUGACAACACGACAUUCCAGACGUAUCGAAGUUUUAUUGACUUCUCCUUAUAUAGCCAGCAGAGCCUUGCCGAGUUUUUUGGUCGAUCUUGCUUUGCAUUUGGCUACUAA
Molecule: messenger RNA, 1503 nt
Organism: Penicillium angulare
Lineage: Eukaryota; Fungi; Ascomycota; Eurotiomycetes; Eurotiales; Aspergillaceae
Product: bZIP transcription factor
Exons: 4
Coding region: 1-1503 (500 amino acids)
Source: RefSeq, a predicted model, not a curated record